Molecule: messenger RNA, 1782 nt
Organism: Penicillium olsonii
Lineage: Eukaryota; Fungi; Ascomycota; Eurotiomycetes; Eurotiales; Aspergillaceae
Source: the annotation of a GenBank genome assembly
AUGGCAUUCGUUUCCAAUGGAUCUGAGUACGACUUCGUCAUCGUUGGCGGUGGCACUGCUGGCAACGCCGUUGCUGGUCGUCUAGCUGAGAACCCUGAUGUCCGCAUCUUGGUUGUCGAGGCGGGAAUUCCCAACCCGGAUCAAAUUGAGCAGAUCACCACUCCCUCCAAGGCAUUCACCCUUCGCGGCAGUCAAUAUGACUGGUCUUACAAGACCACCAUGAUCAAGCGCGACGAGUAUGAGCGUGUCGAGAAGCCCAACACUCGUGGCAAGGCCCUUGGCGGAAGUUCUUGCGCCAACUACUUCACCUGGAUCCCUGGCUCCAAGCCCACUUUCGAUGACUGGGAGGCUUUCGGUGGCCGGGACUGGAACUGGGACAACUGUGUCGAGUAUCUGCGCAAGUGCGCCACCUACCACGAUGACGAGAAGCUUUACUCGACCGAUCUGAACAAGAUUGGCACCGGUGGCCCCGUGCAGAUCUCCCAUGCCGACCUGGUUCCAGAGAUGAAGCCGUUCCGUGAUGCCCUCACCGAAGCCUGGGUUUCCAAGGGCGAGCCUCUGACUGAGGACAUUUACUCUGGUGAGAUGAAGGGUCUCACUCACUGUGUGGACACUAUCUACCAGGGUGAGCGCCAAGGCAGUUUCCUCUACCUGAAGAACAAGCCCAAUGUCACGAUCCUCUACGGGGUCCGAUCCAAGCAAUUAAUCAUUGAUCCCGUUACUCGCGUCUGCUCCGGUGUCACCGUCAUCAGCGAUGACUACAACACCGAGCUCAGUGUCUACGCUAGCCGAGAAGUCAUUCUGUCCCAGGGUGUGUUCGAGACCCCCAAGCUUCUUAUGCUGAGCGGCGUCGGUCCGGCCGACGAGCUCGCCAAGCACGGCAUAAAGUCUAUUGUGGAGUCUCCUCACGUUGGUCAGCAUCUUUUGGAUCACCCCAUUGUCCCAUUCGUCCUCGAAGUCAAGGAAGGAUACAGUCUUGAUCACCACAUCCUCCGUUCCGGCCCCCUGAACGACCAGGCCGUUUCAACCUACAAGCGCGACAAGACCGGCCCUGCAAGCUCCGGAUUCCUCGAACUUGUUGGAUUCCCUCGCAUCGACCAGCGCUUGGAGAAGUACCCGGCUUACCGGGAGGCCAAGGCCGCUAAUGGCGGACUCGACCCAUUCGGACCCGCUGGUCAGCCCCACUUCGAGCUUGACUUUGUCGGUCUGUUCAGCAGUGCAUUCCAGUGGCACUACCCCAUGCCCGAGAAGGGUAGCUACAUGACUGUCAUUGUUGAUCUUCUCCGACCCCUUUCCGAAGGCCAGGUCACACUCAACAACGCCAACCCCAAGGUCCAACCGAACAUCAACUUGAACUUCUUUGGCAAUGAUCUCGAUAUCUUGGCUAUGCGCGAGGGUGUUCGCUGGACUUACGACCUCCUCACCAAGGGUGCUGGAUUCAAGGACAUUGUUCUCUCAGAGUACCCCUGGAAGAUGCCCCUCGAGUCCGAUGAGGACAUGAACCGAGCUGUUCUCGAUCGCAGCCAAACUGGAUUCCACCCUUGCGGUACUGCUCGUCUCUCCAAGAGCAUCCACCAUGGUGUCGUCGACUCUAAGCUCCGAGUGCACGGAGUUAAGAAUCUCAGAAUUGCAGAUGCUUCCGUCAUUCCAGUCAUCCCUGACUGUCGCAUUCAGAACUCGGUCUACAUGAUCGGCGAAAAGGGAGCGGAUAUCAUCAAGGCUGCCCACAAGGAUCUGUAUGAGGCCAAGAACAUUCCCCUUCUUGUCGCCAGCAAGCUGUGA